Messenger RNA from Coffea arabica (coffee), 2209 nucleotides. Lineage: Eukaryota; Viridiplantae; Streptophyta; Magnoliopsida; Gentianales; Rubiaceae. The record is from RefSeq and is a predicted model, not a curated record.
AACAAGAGACGAGAACCACCCACGGCCUCUUAUUGAUCCUCUUAAAAUCAUCAUUCCUUUAUUUCCCCAUCCUAACAACUUUUCUUCAGAAUCUUCCCAAUACCUUGGUUCUAUAUCCCAAAUCCCAUAAAAGACAUAAAAAUAGAAAAAUCAGAAAAAAAAACAGAAGUUAGAAAAGACAAGAAGAGUUCAUCUGGGGAGCAGGUGAGCAAGAAGCUGCCACCGCCUCACCGGAAUCCACCGUCAUCGCCGUCAAAUCAUCACCGGAAAAGCACUGCCUCUACGAAAACUUGAGCCAAAGGAAUCGAACUGGUGAAUUUCUGUAUGCAUGUGAGAAGGACUCCGACCAGUCCAAAGCUGGUCUAAGCCCGUGAGUGUCGCCAGAAAGCUAAGAGAGACGGUUUAUGAAAUUUUUUAUUUCCUUUUCCCUUUAUUUUUGCUGUUUCUUGGCAUUUUUAUGUAUGUUAGUGUCUGAUUGUGAGUGGGAUUGUCUAUGUAAGAGUGCUGUUCUUUUUUUUUUUUGGGACUGGCCGGAGCUGAAGUUUCCGGCAUUUCUCGUUGAAGAGGAAGCCACGAAGUAGCAGCCAAGGGCCUGUUUCGUUUCAUCGUUUGGAGAAGAUGACAGGUUUAUGGAACUGCAGCAUAAGUCUCCCACUUUUCCCUUUCUUUUGGUCUACGGCUGUUGUCCAAGGUGCCUUCAAGGUCUAAACAGGCUUCCUCCUCCAUUAGUACCAUGUCUCUGAGCAACUUUUCACUUUCAUUGCAAACCCACUUGCUCCAUUGCAUCGCUGCUCCCUUCUCCUCCUCCUACGAACCCUUCUUUUUCUUCCCCGCACCUUCUUCCUUUUAACUCUACUCUCCGCCACCACUGCUGCCACCUCCUUAUCCUCCUCCUCCUCCUCCUUUUUCUUAUCCUCAAAAUCUACUGUGUAGAAGAGCUAGUCAGAGAAAAAUGGGAGGAAAGAGAAAGGACUUCACCACCACCACCAGUGUCCAGGGUACCGAGGACGGAGGCGAGCAAAAGGUAAAGAAGAAAAAGGAGAAACUAGCGGUGGAUGGAUUGCUUCCGUCAACAAUAAAGAAUAAGGAGAAGAGGUCUGCUGUCCACGCCAAGCUUAAGCACCAGAAAAGGCUUGAGAAACGUAAGAGAGCCAAGGCUCGUGAAGCGGCUGAGCAGAGAGCUCUUGAGCUUGGCGAGGAGCCUCCUCCGAAGAAAAUCCCUCGCACAAUUGAAAAUACCAGAGAGCUUGACGAAACUAUUUGCAAGCCUGAUGAUGAAGAGCUAUUUGCUACAAAUUAUGCAGAUGAAUUUAGUGCGAUUCUGAAGCAGGACCGCCCUCCAAAGAUACUCAUAACAACUUGCCGCUUCAAUUCAACUAGGGGACCUGCUUUUAUAUCAGAUCUACUCUCUGUGAUCCCAAAUGCACACUAUUUCAAGAGAGGAACCUAUGAUCUUAAAAAGAUUGUGGAAUAUGCAAAAAAUAAGGAAUUCACUUCUGUUAUUGUUGUCCACACUAAUCGCCGGGAACCAGAUGCUCUAUUGAUAAUUGCAUUACCUGAUGGACCUACUGCCCAUUUCAAACUAUCAAAGCUUCUUCUGCGCAAGGAUAUCAAGAAUCAUGGGAAUCCAACUAGUCACAAACCUGAGCUAGUCUUGAAUAACUUCACAACACGCUUGGGACACCGUAUCGGGAGGUUGAUACAAUCGCUUUUCCCACAAGAUCCCAAUUUUCGUGGUCGUCGGGUUGUAACAUUUCACAAUCAACGUGAUUUUGUAUUCUUUUGCCAUCACCGUUACAUUUUUGAAACCAAAGAAAGUAAGCAGGCUGCAUCCAGUGGCGAAAAGAGCAAGGAUAAUAACAAUGAAAAAAGUGAGCAGAAAGUAAUUGCGCGACUUCAGGAAUGUGGUCCUCGUUUCACAUUAAAGUUAAUCAGUCUACAACAUGGAACAUUUGAUUCAAAGGGUGGGGAAUAUGAGUGGGUCCACAAGCCGGAAAUGGAUACUAGUCGCAGAAGAUUUUUCUUGUGAGAGAAAUGUUGUACUACCGGGUGAAUAGGUUUUAGUUUUAAGUUAAGAACAAGGUAAAGUGUAGCUUCCUGCGAGGAACUUAGGUUAGGUAUGAGAUGUUGAUUUUACAAAUUGUGUAUACACAUUGGUUAUUUAUCAGGUUUAAUGCAAGUUUUGGAGAUUUCCAGUUUGGUGCUGGCU